Dermatophagoides pteronyssinus (European house dust mite) is the source of this 1741-nucleotide messenger RNA. RefSeq lists its product as uncharacterized. NCBI's taxonomy places the organism in Eukaryota, Metazoa, Arthropoda, Arachnida, Sarcoptiformes, Pyroglyphidae. The record is from RefSeq and is a predicted model, not a curated record.
AAUAUAACUUGCAUCAUUUGAAUCCUUAUCACAUCAUUGUAUGAUAUAAUCGAUUCAAUCAAGUGAUAAAAUGAUGAUGAGAAAAAAUUUGCAUCAAUUAUCACCGGUAAUGAUAAUUUUAUCAUUAUCAUUUUUAUGUUUGAUUAUUUCCACCUGUUUGGGCCAAGAACAAACAACAAUAACAAAUGAACCAUCAAAUGUAACUGAAUCAUCAUCAUUACCAAGUGAAGCAACUACACCAAUAUCGAUUCAGGAUGAUGUUUCGACUGUUGGUACCGAUAAUACAUCAGAACAAUCAGUUAAUGCUGAUAGUAAUGAUGGUACUGAUAGAGCAAAUAAUCAAAGUGAUGAUGAGAGUUCCGAUAAUCAACAACAGCCUAAAGUAUUCAUAAUUCAUCAUCAUUAUAAUGGUCCACCACCGUAUUCAGAUUUUAUGAAUCGAUUACAACCGGUUCCAUCACCAUCUGAUCAACAAUCAUCAUCACCAUCAAUACCAAAUCAAAAUAAUUUCAAUAAUUUACCACCAGAAUUUCAAGAUCCAAAUUAUCCAUUCGGUUCACAAAUACAAAGUCGAUCACAGAAUUUUCCACAACAACCACAAUCAGAAGAAUCACAACCAAAUGCAAAUGAUGAAGAUCUUGGCCGUUUUGAUCCACUCGGUCAAUUUAGUGAUCAGCAGAAAAAACGACAAUUUUUUCAAGAUUUACUUCAUAAUCAAUUGAGUAAAUUUGAAUCAGAAAUUGAACCAAUGAUUGAAAAAGAAGAUAAUAUGACCGAAAAGAAUGAUAUGGAAGAUUUAUUAGCCAGUGUUCGUGAUCUAAAACGUUCCGUUGAAAAUCAUCAAAUAUUCAAUAUUACAGAAUUGAUGGAUGAUUGGAAAGAGGGUCGAAUACAACCACCAUCGAUGCAAUCAUCAAACCAAAAGCCGAAAAAUCAACAACAACAACAACAAUCAUCAUCACCGAUGCCACAUUUUAUGCAUAAUUAUCAUCCAAAACAAUUUCGACAACAAUGGCCAUCAUCAUCGUCAUCAUAUUCAUCGGCUAUUGAUAUACCACAGAUACCUGCAAGUCAUUCAGAAAUGACAUUGAAUAUACGACCACCAAAAACACGAACAUUAUUACUGGUACCACAAUCUCGUCUUAUUCAGCCAGAAUUUGCACCACAAUUUCACCCAGGUGGUAAUGGCUUUCAAUCGGGUUUUUAUCCACCGCAUUUGCAAGCUCCACGUGGUUUUUAUUCAGUACAGCAACAGCAACAUCCACAAUCAACAGAUAUGCAACCAAUGAUGUUUCAAAGACGAUCGUCAAUGAUACCACAAUUCAAUAGAUAUCCAAUGAAAUCCGGUGUUCAAUAUACUUUGGGACGUUCAGCCGAUAGUGAUGCUGAAAAUGCUCAUCCCAUUAAUGUAUCACCAACAACGGAUAAAGCCAAUGACAAUGAUUCGAAUGAUAAUCAACGAUCAUCAUCAUUAGAAAAUGCUUCCGCAUCACCUUCAUCAAAUGCCUAUGGUCCCGAAAUUGAAUAUCAAAAAUGAUAAUUGAAUCAAUAUCUGUCACAAACAAACCAAACAAAUACAAAUGCACACAUUCAAUUUCAAUGACAAUAAUAUUGUCUUCAACCAAUCACUGUCAUUUCCUAUGUCAAUAAUCAAAUUUUUUCUUUUUUGUUGUUGUUAUCUCUUCACAAAUUGUCAUCAACAAAUAACAAUCGAAGAGGAAGAAAACUUUUAAAAUGUCAA